GCAUUCAGUUGUAGCAUUCAGUUUUGAGCGAAACAUACGACAGUUUAAACGAGACUGCAAAAAGAAUUUAAAAAAAGUUGAUUUUAAAAUAUGGCCAAAUUGAAAAAUAAGAUGUGGGUUAAGUUACUGUUAGUAGGAUAUGUAAUCGUUAAAGUGUCAGGAGCAAACGUAGACAUUGAUAAAGUGAAACCGAAGAAUAGUACGUAUGACGGAACACCAGACUCCAAUGGAACAGCAGAUAAAAAUUCUAAUUCAGAUAAUACUGUCAAACAAAAACGUCAUGCGGAUUGGUACGAGCCAUACCCAGUAGACGAGUACGAGUUCGCACCAGAGCCGGAGCCGUAUUAUUACGAAACGGUUCCGUACUACGUACCCUACGAACCAUACCACAAACCUCCCACUCUUCCACCAACGAAGCGUUGUAAAACCACUACUACCGCUCCCGUUCCAACGCCUACAAUUAUCCCGACGACAGAACCGCACCAUGUCGAGCCAACGACAACUCCUGCACCUCCAACACCCACACCAGCGGCUCCAACGCCCACCCCAGUGCCUCCAACGCCGCAGCCCACCACUAGUCAACCGCAGGCGGCGGGCACCACUACUGCGGCACCAAGCGGAUUACCGUUUUCCGCUGACCAAGUGACUGCCCUUCUGGGCGCAAUUCGAGACACCAAGGCCCACGGAGUGCAGUCGGCAGUAGGGUACCUAUUCCCCCCGCAGCACGCCCGAAGUGAACCCACCAGCACUUGCGGUUGUGAUGAAGAGAUCCGGCAGCUGCAGCAUGCCAUUCUGUUACUGCAGGAAAGCGUUAGGCAGCUGCGCAACUUUAUACAUUCUGAAGACGGAGUACUGCUCAAUGGUAAUACGAAAGUUGUUAAAAUUUCGAGGAAGGCAGUAGAAGACGAGUAUGUGGAGAACUAAUCAAUAGCAAGUAUUAAUCUAAAUAAACACUGUUCCAUAACCUAAAA
Messenger RNA from Armigeres subalbatus, 971 nucleotides. RefSeq lists its product as uncharacterized. The record is from RefSeq and is a predicted model, not a curated record. Lineage: Eukaryota; Metazoa; Arthropoda; Insecta; Diptera; Culicidae. The coding region runs from base 91 to 924 and encodes 277 amino acids. The transcript is spliced from 2 exons.